UGGUUGGCUAGUUACCUUGGUGCGCACACGGUAGAGAAAACUUGGUGUGACACAUUCACUCACACUCUAAGAGUCCUAUAUACAUAUAUUUCAAAUCAAUAGUCCAAUGGAAGGGACAAGCAUGGAUCUUGAACUCCCUUCAGCUGUCAAUGAAUCAGAACAACAAAAGUUCACUCUACCUGUGGAUUCUGAACACAAGGCCACAGAAUUCAGACUAUUUUCCAUAGCCAAACCCCACAUGCGUGCAUUCCAUCUAUCAUGGGUCUCUUUCUUCUCAUGCUUUGUGUCAAGCUUUGCUGCACCACCCCUUCUUCCCAUAAUUCGUGACAACCUUAACCUCACAGCCACUGACAUAGGAAAUGCUGGGGUGGCAUCAGUUUCAGGUGCUGUUUUUGCAAGAAUUGCCAUGGGAACAGCUUGUGACUUGGUUGGACCCCGCCUUGCGUCUGCAUCGCUCAUUCUGCUCACAGUGCCAUUUGUGUACUUCACUUCCAUUAUCAACUCAGCCACCUCUUUCCUCCUUGUCCGUUUCUUUACUGGCUUUUCCUUAGCCACCUUUGUCUCCACACAGUUCUGGAUGAGUUCAAUGUUUUCUGCUCCUGUGGUUGGUUCAGCCAAUGGUUUUGCUGGUGGAUGGGGCAACCUUGGAGGAGGAGCUACCCAACUCAUCAUGCCUCUUGUGUUUUCACUCAUCCGCGACAUUGGUGCUACACAGUUCACAGCAUGGAGAAUUGCAUUCUUUGUUCCUGCUUUUUUUCAAAUGAUGACAGCAUUUUCCCUUUUGAUAUUUGGCCAAGACAUGCCAGAUGGGAACUUCCACCGCUUGAAGAAGUCAGGGGAUAAAGCAAAAGAUGAAUUUUCAAGCGUGGUGUUUCAUGGGGUCACAAAUUAUAGAGGGUGGAUUCUGGCGUUGACUUAUGGAUAUUGCUUUGGGGUAGAGUUGACCAUAGACAACAUCAUAGCUGAAUACUUCUAUGAUAGGUUUAAUCUUAAACUCCACACUGCUGGAAUCAUUGCGGCAAGCUUUGGCUUGGCUAACUUGUUUUCUAGACCUGGUGGGGGUUAUUUAUCUGAUGUAAUGGGAAAGAGGUUCGGUAUGAGGGGUAGAUUAUGGGUCUUGUGGCUGUGCCAAACCUUGGCUGGUGUGUUCUGCAUAAUCCUUGGCCUUGUGGGAUCUUUAAGUGUAUCCAUUGUUGUUAUGAUCAUAUUCUCCGUGUUUGUCCAAGCUGCUUGUGGGAUGACCUUUGGAAUUGUUCCAUUUGUCUCAAGAAGGUCAUUAGGGGUCAUCUCUGGAAUGACAGGAGGAGGAGGCAAUGUGGGUGCAGUAGUGACCCAGCUCAUUUUCUUCAAAGGAUCUAAGUUUUCAAAAGAAAGGGGAAUAACUCUAAUGGGUGUCAUGAUCAUACUAUGCACCCUGCCAAUAUGCUUACUCUACUUUCCACAGUGGGGUGGAAUGUUUUUUGGUCCCUCAUCUAAAAGGGUCACAGAAGAAGAUUACUACUUGGCUGAGUGGAACUCAAAGGAGCAAGAGAAAGGCUCUCAUCAUGCAAGCUUGAAAUUUGCUGAUAAUAGCAGAAGUGAAAGAGGCAGAAAACUGAACACUUCAACUAGGCCUACUGAGGAAAUCACACCCCCACAUGUUUGA
Molecule: messenger RNA, 1645 nt
Organism: Abrus precatorius (Indian licorice)
Lineage: Eukaryota; Viridiplantae; Streptophyta; Magnoliopsida; Fabales; Fabaceae
Product: high affinity nitrate transporter 2.5
Exons: 2
Coding region: 107-1645 (512 amino acids)
Biological process (GO): transmembrane transport
Molecular function (GO): nitrate transmembrane transporter activity
Source: RefSeq, a predicted model, not a curated record